Molecule: messenger RNA, 1057 nt
Organism: Drosophila rhopaloa
Lineage: Eukaryota; Metazoa; Arthropoda; Insecta; Diptera; Drosophilidae
Gene: Naa20B
Product: N-alpha-acetyltransferase 20
Exons: 1
Coding region: 55-669 (204 amino acids)
Biological process (GO): N-terminal peptidyl-methionine acetylation
Cellular component (GO): NatB complex
Molecular function (GO): protein-N-terminal amino-acid acetyltransferase activity
Source: RefSeq, a predicted model, not a curated record
UACAUCAUAUUACUGAAAAAAGAACUGGCUUUCAAGCAAAAAUAAAUUGAAACAAUGACUUCCCCUAGAGUUUUCGCUCUGGAAGAUUUGUUCAAGUUUAACCACAUUGUGUUGGAUCCUUUGGUGGAAGUUUAUUCCCUGCCAUUUUUACUGCCAAAGAUAUUGGAAUAUCCCGAACUGGUGCUUGCGGUAGAUGCGCCUGGCGGUCGUCUGAUUGGCUUCAUUCUGGGAAGACGAAUUGUGGAUGCGAAGGAAAGCAUUGGCGAUGGAAAGGAUCAGAGUUGGAGUAAUGGGCACAUCUCUGCCCUGGCCGUGGCACACGAUUACCGAAAACUGGGCCUGGCCACUCGUCUGUUGACUACUCUUAGGGAUAUGAUGGAUCGUAAAGGGGACUGGUAUGUGGACUUAUUUGUGCGGGGGAAGAAUGAAAAAGCCAUCAGUCUGUACGAGUCCUUGGGAUACGUAAAGUAUCGCUGGAUGCCCCAGUUUUAUGCCAACGAUCAUGGUUAUGAUAUGAGGCUGCCCCUGGCUCGCGAUGUGGAAAGGAAAUCACUGGAGGGGAUUUUGAUAAACAAAGUUUAUAGCUUCGGCAAUAUGCUGUACUAUCUGCUGAUGCUCUAUUUAUUGGGAAUUAAAGACAUUUUAAUUGGUGAUAGAUGGCUAGAAUAAUCAACUAUAUGAAGUCCAAUCAUAAUUAUGGUUAAUAUCCCACUGAGGAUUUAGACUUUAAUCGGCAAAACCACGAGGUUUUAUUCGGUCUGUUUGGCAGAAAAAAAUAUAAAUUAAACCAUUUAAGAACACCCAGAAAAAGUUCAUUGCACUCGGCCAAAGAAAUUCAACUAAAAGAUUGAACAAAUCGCUCAAAGUAAAAAAUGAAAAUUUAUGUCAGAAAGCAUAUGGAAACAAGAUUUGUUUAUAUGACAACAUUGAACCAGAAUUUUUAAAUGCUGUGCGUUUCAAGUUGCGCAAAUUGCCAAAUUGUGAAAAUCAUUGCGCGUGUGUUUUAGACACAUGCCCGGACCAGACUACACUUUAUAUUUAUAUAUAUAUUCUAAUU